AUGUUCUCCUUUUUUCGUGGCAGACGACUCAGGCUCCCUCCAGACCUCUCUGUUUUCGUCUCCCCUCAAUUUCGGACUUCUGAAAAUGCAAUCUUUUCAAGGCCGUUCACCUCCGGGAAACCACCGCCAGGUGUUCGCGAAAAUGACUCCGAGAAAUCCUUCACCUUCUCCUACCUCGUCAGCUCAUGCGGGUUGGCCCCAGACGCCGCCGUCCGCGCCUCCAGUAAACUCCAGCUGAAAUCGCCUGAAAAUCCAGACGCCGUCUUGAAUCUCCUCAGAGAGUACGGAUUCACGGCCGCCGACAUCUCUAUGAUGGUCUCCCGGUGGCCGACCAUUCUCUCUGCCUACCCAGACAAAACCCUUUUGCCCAAGCUCGAAUUUUUCGCCUCCAUUGGCGUCCCCCUCCCCAUCCUGGCCAGCAGGCUGUCCCGGAACCCUUCCAUCUUAUGGCGCAGCCUUGAGAGCUCAAUCAUCCCCUCAUAUGAUUUCCUGAAAAACCUGCUCGGAUCUGAUGAGGGGGCCGUUAAAGUCUUUAAACGGGCUCCCCAGUUCUUCGCCAGGGGCUGGGUCGACGACCUCUCGUCCAACUUGUCGUUUCUUGUCGACUGCGGGGUCCCUCGGCCAUCUCUCGUCUCACUCUUCACGUACCAGCCAACAAUACUCAUGGCUCCUCAGGAGAAGUUAUCCUUGUGCGUGGAUCGAGCAAGAGAAAUGGGGUUUGACGUGACCAGUAAUACAUUCUUGAUAGCCAUUCGGGUUUUGGGUUUUGAGGAGUCGAUCCUCAAGAGAAAGAUGGAGAUUUAUAGAAAGUGCGGCUGGUCGGAAUCCGACAUCAAGACCGCCUUUCUGAGGCAGCCGCUUUGUAUGGCCUUGUCCGAGAAGAACAUAUUGAAGAGUAUGGCUUUUCUUGUCGAUAAAUUUGGGUAUGCACCAGGUUACAUGGCUCGGCGUCCUUUGCUUCUUGGGUUCAGCGUCGAAAAGAGAUUGAAGCCGAGGUGGGCAGUUGCUAUGGUUUUGAGAGAGAAAGGGCUGACGAAUGUGGCCUUCACGUCCUUGCUUACAGUGUCCGAGAAGACUUUCUUGAAGAGAUAUAUCGAGAAGUACGAGAAGGAUGUUCCGGAACUUCUGGACAUUUAUCGAGGUAAUCAAAUCCUGGCCCGCACCUCCUGA
Striga asiatica is the source of this 1170-nucleotide messenger RNA. Lineage: Eukaryota; Viridiplantae; Streptophyta; Magnoliopsida; Lamiales; Orobanchaceae. The record is from the annotation of a GenBank genome assembly.